Messenger RNA from Cimex lectularius (bed bug), 1728 nucleotides. RefSeq names its product kelch repeat and BTB domain-containing protein 8-like. Gene Ontology annotation, molecular function: protein binding. The coding region runs from base 517 to 1575 and encodes 352 amino acids. Gene Ontology annotation, cellular component: cytosol; P-body. Gene Ontology annotation, biological process: neurogenesis. The record is from RefSeq and is a predicted model, not a curated record. Lineage: Eukaryota; Metazoa; Arthropoda; Insecta; Hemiptera; Cimicidae. The transcript is spliced from 9 exons.
UUAAUCAUAUGGCUUUCCAAUUUUUGUUCAUAAAAUGGUUGAUAAUAUAAAUAAUCGUAUCACCGUUUUUAACAUACACCCAUCAGCAUACCAAAAUAUCACAUUAAAGAGAAACUACUUGAAAAAUAUAAUGAAUUCAGAAAACAUAAUUAUAGAUAUUUGAUAGGAAUUUAAAAACUGAUGACCUAGAAAAUACAUUAUUUUCUACACAAAAAACCUGUCUUUUUCAUUAACUCUCGUACAUAUCUCAAAUUACAUUACCAAUCAAAAAUAAAACACUUAUAGCUUUCUUAUACAAGUCUCGCACGACCUGAUAAAAAACUGAUCAAUCAAUCCCCAGGUUGAAAAAGAAAUUUCUCGGACAUCAAAAUCGACCCCAGGAUGUCAGAGUGUUCCUGCGUCAUCCAGCACAGCGUAGAAGGGAAGAACUGACAAUGAAGUGUCUUUGAAAAUGUAAACAAGCCUCCACUAAAUUUCCCCCUCUUGAUUUAAGCGGUUCGAAGCUAACACGACAACAUGUACAAACCGGCGAGAUUCUCUCUUAAAGGAAGCUUUUCUGCGUCAGAAUGGCGACGGGGUUGCAAAACGUGGAACGAGAGGAUGUCCAUUCUCUACAAGACCAAGUACGGAUCUGAUGUAGUCCUCAAAGUUAAAAACGACGACAAAGAAACGCAUUUUUCAGCACAUAAGUUUGUCCUGAAAAUGUCAAGUCAAGUUUUAGAAACGAUAAUGAACACGGAGGUUUGCCUGAAAAAUAAAGACCCGGCAAUCAUAUUCACAAACGUGGAUGAAGAAGCGUUUGGCCAUUAUAUCAAGUAUUUGUACACUUCAACAGUGGCACUCAGUUCAACAGCCCAGGCGAUCGAAAUUUUCAGAAUCGCCGACAAAUUCAACGCACCUGACCUAGCAGAACUCUGCUAUGCUUACAUCGUGGGACAUCUCGACCCGUCGAACGUCAUGCCCUGUUACAUGUUUGCUGAUGUACAUGGGAUGGAAGAAUUAAAACUGCGUUGUUUGACGUUGAUUCAGAACGACACGAAACAAGUUGUGAAUAGUGAAAACAUAACGAGAUUCGAUGUCCAAUCGCUGAUCAUCCUGCUGAACCAGCCGGCCCUUAGCAUACGAGACUUUGAACUAUUCAAGCUAAUAGAAAGGUGGAUAAAGGUUUGCGAAGGGUCAGAAUUAUGCAACUUAUGUGUCGCUCACAACCCUGCAAUAGACUUGAAGAAAAAAUUCCAUCACUUACUAAUGACACGUUUUCGCCAUAUGAGCAUACCUCCUGAAGAACUAGCUCACUCGAACGAACUAUCCCAACCUUUCAAUACGCAGAGCGAUCAGAAAAGAACGCCCGGUGAGAGCAACACAACUCUUCAACAGGGAAAUCAAGGCAGACGUGGGUCGAGACAGCUGGAGCCGUCUAGAAACGAACAGAGAAGCGCGAGCCUGUACAGACUGAACAAAGAUGAAAACGCUCCUCCUCCGAACAUUGGCAUACAGCAGGUGUCGUCUGUAGUUCCGAAAUAUUUGUCAAACAAACUCAACGAAAACGCCGGACGAAGGACCUCACGGAAUUAAAAGUUCGUUGAAUUCGCUUAAUAAACAUACGCCAUUAUGUCGUUGGUUCAUACCCGUCCUGAGCGUUCAACAUAAAAAAGAUUAUAGUAAAAAGGAAAUGAUAUGUCACCCGAAAACUUAAGCUGCUGGGGCACUAUGAAAAGAUAUAAGGGG